AGAAUAUAGGCACUACCGGUGCCUAUAAACAUAAGACUCACUCUAGUUUUUUAAUCUUUAUGUGUGAUGGGAGAUAGAGAUUGGAGACCGUUUGUUUACGGCGGCCUCGCGUCGAUCGUCGCCGAAUUCGGUACAUUCCCUAUUGACACAACAAAGACACGACUUCAGAUUCAGGGCCAGAAGAUAGACCCUCGUCAUGUGGAGCUCCGGUACACUGGCAUGGUGGACUGCUUCGUCAAGACCUCACAGCAAGAGGGGGUCAAAGCAUUGUACUGCGGGUAUGUUAUGCAUUAUAAGGUCAUAUUCUACCUAUGAGGUUACUUGUUACUUGAUCUGAUCUGGUAAUCUUUUAUUGCUAUGUGUAUAAAAAAUAAUUAUAUAUGGCAACCCCUAUCACUGA
Molecule: messenger RNA, 400 nt
Organism: Trichoplusia ni (cabbage looper)
Lineage: Eukaryota; Metazoa; Arthropoda; Insecta; Lepidoptera; Noctuidae
Product: mitochondrial uncoupling protein Bmcp-like
Exons: 2
Coding region: 67-315 (82 amino acids)
Source: RefSeq, a predicted model, not a curated record